AUGUCCCAAGAUAAGACAGCCUCCGCCCUCGAGGCAAACGAGACUGCAGUCUCCCAGCCUGCCGACUCUCAAGAUGGCAUCUCCCAUGAUGCCAACCUCGCGAACUACACCAUUGAGCAGGAGGCCCGUGUGGUUCGCAAGUUGGACUGGAACUUGAUGUCGCUCUUCUUCGUACUAUACAUGUUGGCCUACCUCGACCGUGGUAACAUAGGCAAUGCUCGAAUUGCUGGCAUGGCACAAGAUCUCCAUCUUGAUGGCAAUCGAUACCAGUGGCUGCUCAACAUCUUCUACAUUGCCUACAUCGUCUUCGAAUUCGGUGUCCUAAUGUGGAAGAUCUUUCCUCCUCACCUUGUCGGCGCUAUUGUCGUCUUUGGUUGGGGUUUGAUCGCUACGGUCCAAGCCGGUGUCUACAACUGGAGCGGUGAGAUGGCUUUAAGAUUCUUCCUCGGUGCCUUCGAAGCUUGCUACGGACCAGGUAUCAUCUACCUCCUUUCGUUCUUCUAUCUUCGACAUGAGAUUGGUUUCCGAUGUGGUAUCUUCGCCUCUGCAGCCCCGCUGGCCUCAACAUUCGCAGGUGCUUUGGCCUAUGGCAUCACAAGCGGACAUUCGCACCUUGCAAACUGGCGUCUGCUAUUCCUUGUCGAAGGAUUGCCAACUAUUCUUAUGACUAUCUUUGCCUUCUUCUUUAUCCCCGACUCUGCGGAGAAAGCCAGAUUCUUGACGGCAGAAGAAAAGGAUAUUGUCAAAUCCAGGGCCAUGCGCCAAGUCGGCACCGACGCGAAUGCCAGAAUCGGAGGAUUUAAGAUCACGGACCUUUUGCCGGUACUCACUGACUUGAAGGCAUGGUUGUGUGGGCUGAUGUACUUCUGUGGCAAUGUUACUUACUCCAGUCUGCCCGUUUUCCUCCCGACUAUCCUCCAAGACAUGGGUUACACUGCCAUUAACGCGCAAGGUUUAUCUGCUCCUCCGUCCUUUGCAGCCUUUUUGUUCGCCUUGAUUACGACAUGGGUCGCAGACAAAACUCAGCAGAGAUGCAUUGUCCUUAUGGUUACUUCCAUCGUGGGUGGGGUCGGCUACAUUAUCCUUGCCACCGUUGAGACUGUCGGCGUUCGUUACUUCGCGACCUUCCUGGCAUCGGCUGGAGUCUUCUCUACCAUUCCUAACAUCCUCGGACUCACUUUAAAUAACCAAGGUAGCGAUGCCCGACGUGGAAUGUCCAUCGUUCUCAUCAACGUAGUCGGCCAGUGUGGACCUUUCCUAGGAACCAAUGUUUUUCCUACCAGUGACGGCCCCAGAUUCAUCAAAGGUAUGAGCAUUUGCGCUGCCUUUAUGUUCUUUUCAGCAUUCCUGGCAUUCUCCCAACGUCUACUUUUGAUGUGGGAGAACGUCAAGCUCGACAAAAAGUACGGCACUAUCACUAAGGACAAGACCACCGCAAAGUCGAAGGAGGUUGCUGCGGAAAACUACGGCCCCAACUUCCGAUACGUGCUUUGA
This is a messenger RNA of Daldinia childiae, 1494 nucleotides long. RefSeq names its product High-affinity nicotinic acid transporter. Gene Ontology annotation, cellular component: membrane. Gene Ontology annotation, biological process: transmembrane transport. The record is from RefSeq and is a predicted model, not a curated record. Gene Ontology annotation, molecular function: transmembrane transporter activity. The transcript is spliced from 5 exons. NCBI's taxonomy places the organism in Eukaryota, Fungi, Ascomycota, Sordariomycetes, Xylariales, Hypoxylaceae. Bases 1 to 1494 code for a protein of 497 amino acids.